This is a messenger RNA of Penicillium digitatum Pd1, 300 nucleotides long. RefSeq lists its product as uncharacterized. The record is from RefSeq and is a predicted model, not a curated record. NCBI's taxonomy places the organism in Eukaryota, Fungi, Ascomycota, Eurotiomycetes, Eurotiales, Aspergillaceae.
AUGCCUCCUCCGAAUAUCAAGCGGCUGAUCUUAACUACUGCGGUGGUUUCUAUCACUAUCACUGGCACUCUUUAUGGAGCUGGUCUCAAAACAAAUCAAGAAAUUGCUGAGAUUGCAAAGCAGCGACAAGAAUCGACGUUUGAUGAGCAAAUUAAAGCCCUCCAGGGUAUGCGCUCCAACUUGAUCGCUCGGAAAGGCAUACUCGAGAACCAGAUACGAGACUUGGAUACAAGGAUGCUAGGGAAACAGCUGAAAGGCGUCAGUGGUGGUGAUCAAGAUCAACCAAGCGGAGGACAAUGA